Molecule: messenger RNA, 4178 nt
Organism: Leopardus geoffroyi (Geoffroy's cat)
Lineage: Eukaryota; Metazoa; Chordata; Mammalia; Carnivora; Felidae
Gene: HNRNPF
Product: heterogeneous nuclear ribonucleoprotein F
Exons: 5
Coding region: 2313-3557 (414 amino acids)
Biological process (GO): regulation of RNA splicing
Cellular component (GO): ribonucleoprotein complex; nucleoplasm
Molecular function (GO): RNA binding
Source: RefSeq, a predicted model, not a curated record
GCUCAUUGCGUCUUUCCGGCUCCGUGUUGGAAGUAGCACUGCGCUGUGUCUUCCUGGAGAAGAAGGUGCUCGGAGGGACGACCGUGGUGCCGGAUGUGAAGAAGAGCGGGAGCGUGGAGACUCGGAGCCCGAGGACGCGUUUCCAUUGGUGACAUCUUGGCGGGCCCAUCGGUGGCACUUCCUCCUUUACACCCCGUGACCCACGUCCGGCCCGCCGCCCUCAGUCACGCGGCCUCUGCCUCCGGGACGCAGCCCCGCGCGCCGGCCUUCCGGACUCCGGACCCGUCGUGGUUAAUAACAAAAGGAGACGCACCUGGACUUUACCGGAGCCUUCUGCGUUUUUAAGCGUCGGGUGGAAUUAGGGGUCCUUUGGCUGUAAACCGCGCUUGUUUGAAAAUAGAAAUCAGUCCUGCUCCUCUCAGCGGUAAGUCUUAGAGCAAAAAUGUCAACUGCGUAAUCCUGAGGCAGCGUCUUUUGCUCACUGUGGUUUUAAGAGUAGAACUGUUUGAGUAAUUAAGAUACUCAGGACAACCUUGCUCUAGUGUGCCACCAGCUGUAGGCUAGUAUUUAUUUACAAAUAAGGGUGAAAUUGCUCCUUAGGUCCUACUGCAACACAGAUGCAAAUAAAAGGGUGACGCCACGGUCCCUCUGAAUACCCACCCCUUCCUGAACAGAGGAUGGGGGUUUAAGCCGGCCUGUGUACUCCGUAGAUAAACCUAAUCAGUCAUGGCACUCGGAGGCCCGCCCUGUUUAUCUUGAUUGGAUCUACCUGAAUCCGAACUAAAUCCCGUCUAACCAGUACAGUGAAGGAGAGAGCACAUUCUGGAGAGCCUCCCAGGAGCCUUAGGAGUCUGUUUAUAAAUGCAGAAUCUUGCCCUAUCCCACGUACGUUGUUUCAGAAUCUCACAUUUUAACAACAUCCUGUACAGUACAGAUAAUUUGAAUCUCCAGUUGCGGGACCUAAGAGCAGUAUAUUUUCACACUCCAGCGAUUACAACGUGUGCUCCUGUGAGACCCGUGCUCUCUAUCAGUGCUUCAACGUGUGUUCGCGGGCAUGCGCGCCCCAUUUCAGUCUUGUGAAAACUGGCCUCAGCGUGUCUGGCCGCUCCUACGCGUGCAUGUACGAGGAGGGUCCCCACGAUGUUGGUCUGCAGACCACACUGGAAGGAACCAGGAGCUGGGGUAAACCAUAUAAAAGAAGGGAUUCAGGUCAUUUAAGAUGCUUGAGUUCUACCUCUCAGAUUCCACUGGGAGCUAGCAGGAGGGACGGUUGAAGCUUUUUGAAAACCAUCUUCCAGAGAAUUUGAAAUUAAAUACCUUACUUUUAUACAGGUUCCCCCAACACUUCCGGGAUAGUAUCUUAUGUAAUAAUCACAGGAGGCUAUAAAGACAAGUUUAUCUUUAACACGAGGCACUUAAGCGAAAUUAACUUGACUUUCCCGGUUUUACCUUUCCCAAACUAAGAAUGUAGUUUAGUUUUCCAAUGUACUCCUGAACUUCAUAUAUCCUGAUCCUUUGGGACACCUUCAUCACUUGGCUGUGGGUGAUGGUAGUAAUGUUUUUCCUACUGAAAAGCAUAUUUUAACAUAUACUUAUAUUCUUGUCAAGUUAAUUAAAAUAUCAACAUCAGAGCAAAUACAGGUCACAAGAAAUGAAGUUUAUCAAACAAAACUGGGAAGGAAAGACUUGGGUAUCUCCACCCUGACCCUCAGGGAGUCUUACAAAUUGUAAAUUCUGUUGAAUAGUUUCUGGCAAGCAGACUGUGGCGCUCCUCCCAGUAAAGGUCUGGCAGCUUCUGGAGUCUCUCACCUCCUGCCCCUGAGGUCCCUACCCGGAACUGUUCUGGCCUUGUUCCACCCCCUCCCUGAAGAAGCCCCUCCCACCCUUAGUAUUUAGAUAUCCUCACAGAGCUUAGAGUUUUCUAAGUCUCAUCUGAGGCUAGUGAGUGUUUUCUUGCUGUUAUCCUUUGUAUUACCAUAUGAAAAGGUAAACCUUUUAAAUGCUAUGGGGGCUGUCCUGGGUGUGUGCUUUAAUUAUGGAAGCUUCAUGGCUUUAAAAGAAUUGCUGCCCCAACCUGCUCUUCCCUGGAGAAAGGGAGCUGGAGCCCAUCCUAGCCCCGGCACCACCAUCCCUGUUUGCUCUGGUGAGUGCUGGGCCACUGAGGCAGACGGCCAUAUCGCUCUUUUUUAGGACAAUUCGUUAACCUACCAGGAGUGUCUCCGACUGUGGGCAUCCCCUCCCCCCCCGGGUUGUUCUUUAAGCCACAAAAAGCUGCACCCAAGCUUGUUUGACGUCAGUCCUCUCAAGUGUCCAUGAUGCUGGGCCCCGAGGGAGGUGAAGGCUUUGUGGUCAAGCUCCGUGGCCUGCCCUGGUCCUGCUCUGUUGAGGAUGUGCAGAAUUUCCUUUCUGACUGCACAAUACAUGAUGGGGCUGCAGGCGUUCAUUUCAUCUACACUAGAGAAGGCAGGCAGAGUGGUGAGGCUUUUGUUGAACUUGAAUCAGAAGAUGAUGUAAAAAUGGCCCUUAAAAAAGACAGGGAAAGCAUGGGACACCGUUACAUUGAGGUGUUCAAGUCCCACAGAACCGAGAUGGAUUGGGUGUUGAAGCACAGUGGUCCAAACAGUGCCGACACCGCCAAUGAUGGCUUCGUGCGGCUUCGAGGACUCCCAUUUGGAUGCACCAAGGAAGAAAUUGUUCAGUUCUUCUCAGGGUUGGAAAUUGUGCCAAACGGGAUCACAUUGCCUGUGGACCCCGAGGGCAAGAUUACAGGGGAAGCCUUUGUGCAGUUUGCCUCACAGGAGUUAGCUGAGAAGGCCCUAGGGAAGCACAAGGAGAGAAUAGGGCACAGGUAUAUUGAAGUGUUCAAGAGCAGUCAGGAAGAAGUUAGGUCAUACUCGGAUCCCCCUCUGAAGUUCAUGUCUGUACAGCGGCCAGGGCCCUAUGACCGCCCUGGCACGGCCAGGAGGUAUAUUGGCAUUGUCAAGCAAGCAGGCCUGGAGAGGAUGAGGUCUGGUGCUUAUAGUGCAGGCUAUGGGGGCUAUGAGGAGUACAGCGGCCUCAGCGAUGGCUACGGCUUCACCACUGAUCUGUUUGGGAGAGACCUCAGUUACUGUCUCUCAGGCAUGUAUGACCACAGAUACGGAGACGGCGAGUUCACUGUCCAGAGUACCACUGGACACUGUGUCCACAUGAGAGGGCUACCGUACAAAGCCACAGAGAACGACAUUUACAACUUCUUCUCUCCACUCAACCCUGUGAGAGUCCAUAUUGAGAUUGGCCCUGAUGGAAGAGUGACGGGCGAAGCCGAUGUUGAGUUUGCCACUCACGAAGAAGCUGUAGCAGCAAUGUCCAAAGACCGGGCCAACAUGCAACACAGAUACAUAGAACUUUUCCUGAAUUCCACAACUGGGGCCAGCAAUGGGGCGUACAGCAGCCAGAUGAUGCAAGGCAUGGGGGUGUCGGCCCAGUCCACUUACAGUGGCCUCGAGAGCCAGUCUGUGAGUGGCUGUUAUGGGGCUGGCUAUGGAGGCCAGAACAGCAUGGGUGGAUAUGACUAGUUUUGUAGGAGCAUUUGAGUUAUUGCAAUCAAAUUUUCACAGGCAGCCAACAAGCAGUGAAAAGCAAUUAUUACUCUAGAGGAAGCUGUGGGACCCAUUUUGCACCAUGAGUUUGUGAAAUCUGGAUUAAAAAAUUACCUCUUCAGUGUUUUCUCAUGCAAACUUUCUUCUAGCAUGUGAUAUUGAGUAAACUAAAACUAUUUUCAGCUUUUCUCAAUUAACAUUUUGGUAGUGUACUUCAGAGUGAUGUUAUCUGAGUUAAAGUAGUUUUGAGUACAUUAAAUGGAUCUUUUACACCACAUCACCGUGAACACAUUGGGGAGACGUACUUUUUUGGAAAACUCAAGGUGCUAGAUCCCUAAUUCAAAGAGGAACAUUUCUCAUGUUUGUUCAUUCUAGUUUAUUUUCAUUUAAAAUCUUUUAGGUUAAGUUUAAGCUUUUAAAAAUAAGUUAGUUUUGAAAAUUGAGACACAUUACUAAUACUGUAGGAAUUGGUGAGGCCUUGACUUAAAACUUUCUUUGUACUGUGAUUUCCUUUUGGGUGUAUUUUGCUAAGUGAAACUUGUUAAAUUUUUUUGUUAACUAAAUUUUUUUCUUAAAAUAAAGAUUUUUCCACAAUGA